Molecule: messenger RNA, 1542 nt
Organism: Saccharomyces paradoxus
Lineage: Eukaryota; Fungi; Ascomycota; Saccharomycetes; Saccharomycetales; Saccharomycetaceae
Gene: TFB2
Product: TFIIH/NER complex subunit TFB2
Exons: 1
Coding region: 1-1542 (513 amino acids)
Biological process (GO): nucleotide-excision repair
Cellular component (GO): transcription factor TFIIH core complex; transcription factor TFIIH holo complex
Molecular function (GO): ATPase activator activity; double-stranded DNA binding
Source: RefSeq, a predicted model, not a curated record
AUGAGUGACUAUUCCUUGAAGCAUUCGGUCACUCAAUAUUUGGAAGAAAUUCCUCAGCAAGUGCAAAAUAGGCUUUAUACCUCACCAGCCACAUGUCUGGCUAUCUAUAGAAUUUUACCACCAUUAGCUAAAUUUUUUAUUAUGGCAAUGGUUUUUAACGAAAAUGAAGUACCUCUGUUAGAUUUGGAUAAAUGGGUUAAUUCUAAUGGUAAAUUGCAGUUUCAAGAUGCAAUAAAAUCGAUGAAGUCUUUGCAUCUUCUUAUACCAAACAAAUCUUCUGGUACUUUGAUGAUCAACCUGAACCCGACGUUCAAAAUUAGCCUGAGAAACGCAUUAACGGGUGGGGAAGUUCAAAAUUCGUUUGGUAUUGUUGUAGAGGAUAACGUAGUUAGCUUAGACUUGUUGGAUGAAUAUUCAGCAAAUAAAUGGGAAACAAUAUUACAUUUCAUGGUUGGCACUCCACUCGCUAAAAUCCCAUCUGAAAAGGUACUAAACCUUUUGAAACACAGUAAACUUAUGGAAGAGGUAAACUCCACUGGAGAGUUCAAAAUCACUAAUGAGGGUUUCCAAUUUCUUUUACAAGAAAUCAACUCCCAAUUAUGGACUUUAUUAUUACAAUACUUAAAAAUGAUUGAAACAUCUAAAAUGGAUUUGGUCGAUGUCCUGCAUUUUAUCUUCAUGUUAGGCGCACUAGAAGUUGGUAAGGCUUACAAAAUCGAUGCACUAAGCGAAACACAAAGGAUUAUGUUACAAGAUAUGAGAGACUAUGGUUUGGUAUUCCAGAAGCAUUCAAAUGAUAGCAUCUUUUAUCCAACAAAAUUAGCUUUAAUGCUAACCUCCGAUACCAAAACAAUCAGAUCUGCCUCCAAUGCGAUGGAUAGUGUACUGAGACAGAAUAGAGAAGAGCCGUCAGUAAAUGAAGAUGGUGCCAACGGUAAAUCUACAACAGAUAUCACUACAUCAGAUGAUUUGAACAAAGCUGGUCUAAAAAAUCAAGAUAUACCCGAUGGUUCGUUAAUUGUAGAAACAAAUUUUAAGAUUUAUUCAUAUUCUAAUUCACCUUUGCAAAUUGCGGUUUUGUCUCUUUUUGUCCAUUUAAAGGCAAGAUUUGUGAAUAUGGUAUUGGGCCAAAUAACAAGGGAAUCUAUAAGAAGAGCACUGACUAAUGGUAUCACUGCAGAUCAAAUCAUUGCCUAUUUGGAGACGCACGCACAUCCCCAAAUGAGAAGGUUGGCAGAAGAAAAGCUGGAAAAGAAAUUAGAGCUGGACCCCAACUGUAAGGAGCCUUUACAAGUUUUGCCUCCUACCGUCGUGGAUCAAAUCAGAUUAUGGCAAUUAGAGUUAGAUAGAGUCAUAACAUAUGAGGGUUCGCUUUAUUCUGAUUUUGAGACUAGUCAAGAAUACAAUUUACUGAGUCAAUAUGCUCAAGAUAUUGGCGUUCUGUUAUGGAAAGAUGACAAAAAGAAGAAAUUUUUCAUUUCGAAGGAAGGUAAUUCUCAAGUACUUGAUUUCGCUAAAAGAAAAUUGAAAAAGAAACAAUAA